AUGAGUGGAAAAAAAACAGCAUUAGUUGCAGUGGCUUCUGGAUCUGAAGAUGUCGAAUAUAUUACUGUUGUUGACGUUUUAAGGAGAGCAGGUGUACAUGUAACAACAGCAUCUGUUGAAAAGAGUGAGCAAGUCUGCUUACAAUCAAAAAAUGUCGUGUUAGCUGACACAACUAUUAGUAAGGUACGAAAUAAUAUUUAUGAUGUUUUAGUCAUACCAGGAGGUAUGAAAGGAUCUAAUACUAUAUCAGAGUGUGCAGAAUUUAUUGACAUGUUAAAAGAACAAAAAGCUAAUAACAGAUUAUAUGCAGCUAUAUGUGCUGCCCCCGAAACUGUUUUAGAUCGACACUCAUUAAUUGAUGAUGUAGAAGCUGUGGCUUAUCCUUCUUUUGAAAGAAAUUUUAAACACAUUGGAAAAGGAAGAGUAUGUGUUUCUAAAAAUUGUAUAACUUCUGUAGGACCAGGUUCAGCUGUUGAAUUUGGUCUUAAAAUUGUUGAACAUUUAUUAGGAAGGCAAGUAGCACUAAACCUUGCUUCAGGUUUUCUUUUACAUCCAGCAGUUACAUUUUAA
This is a messenger RNA of Plasmodium reichenowi, 570 nucleotides long. RefSeq names its product protein DJ-1, putative. NCBI's taxonomy places the organism in Eukaryota, Apicomplexa, Aconoidasida, Haemosporida, Plasmodiidae. Gene Ontology annotation, biological process: protein deglycation, glyoxal removal; guanine deglycation, glyoxal removal. Gene Ontology annotation, molecular function: protein deglycase activity. Gene Ontology annotation, cellular component: cytosol; nucleus. The transcript has 3 exons. The record is from RefSeq and is a predicted model, not a curated record. Bases 1 to 570 code for a protein of 189 amino acids.